AUGUUUUACCUUAAACCAGGGGAAAUUAUACCUACUACUCCUGCUCCUCCUACUAAUACUACGACUACUACUCAGUCAACGACAAAACCAACAACAGUAACAGCACAACCGCAGGUAGACGUGUUAUCGACGACGACGACGACGACUACAACGACAACAAAAUCGUCUGACACAACAACACCAACCUAUGAUGGAGUACCUACAUACAGUUUUGUUGAAUUUUCUCUGACAACGAAACCGUCAACAGCAAUCGCACCGGUUAUGCUACCACUCGUUUCUACUAAAUUCAAUGUUAAAUCAAAUUUAUAUAAUCAAGUUAAUGAUACACCAGUUGAAUGGAUUGAAGAAUAUGCCAAUACAAGUUCACCUGGUUAUGCUAAUUUAAAAUCAAAAUAUUGUGAUUUAUUAACAUACUACUUAAAACAAGGUGAUAGUAAUGCAGCAGAUGGUGCAAGUUGUGAACAAGUGACUUUUACACCAGUAACUAGUACUAGACCAGAUGGUACAGUGGUACGAACUGUAAAAGGUGAUUCAACGAUUAAUGUACCAACAACAACAGGAACACAAUUAACGGGUAAUCAACUUUAUGGAUUAUUUAUAAAUGGAUAUAAUAAAACUAGUACAGCACCAUCAUCUAUUAAACUAAAUGCAUUAGAUGUUCAACGCACUUCAGGUACAGUUACAUGUUCACAAUUUACUAAUCCAUGUGGAGAACAUGCUACAUGCCGUGAUUCUCCUCCAGGAAUUACUUGCUUUUGUAAUUCUAUGUGGAAAGAUAUGAAUCCAAAUGAUCCUGGAAAACAAUGUGCUUUACAUCCAGCUGCAAUUGCAUUAAUUGUUUUAGCAUCAUUACUAUUAUUGGCUGCAUUGAUCUUAUUACUUAUUUGUUUAUUACGUAGACGUCGACGAAGGAAUAGUUCCAUUUUAGCAUCAACUGAUUUAGCAACAUUGAAUAAGCUAAAAGAAACUAAAUCAUGGAGAUCAAAGUUAGAUAAAAAUAAAAUUCAACUUGAUGGAGAUCAGUCCAUUUCAAUGGCUCGUGCUUCAGUGACAGAUAGCCCAAUAGCAUUAACAUCUAUUCCAGCGUCGCCAGUUCCACUAACAGGUUUACCAAUGCCACUUACUCCAACAGCGAGUAACAUGAUGGACGGUCUUCCACAAAGAGUUGGAAGUGCAUUGCCUCUUACAGGAACUGCACCCCCCUUGUCUGCGCUCAGAGGUAGUAUGCCAAUUAACGGCAUUCAACAAAUUCCAGCAUCGCCAAUUCAACCAACAGGUUUACCAAUGCCACUUACUCCAGUAGGAAGUAACAUGACUGGUGGUCUUCAAAAAAUAGUUGGAACGCCAGCUGGAUUGGUAGGGUCAACACUGCCUCUCACCUCAAUGAAUAAGAUGAUGCCUAGUGAUAUGUCAAGAUUGGCAACAGCAAUCCCUGCAGCUCAAAUGUUAACAACAAACAUGCAAAUUCCUAAAUCUCCAGUUAUAACCAACAUGUUAACCAAUGCAUCAGGAAGUUUACCACAGAAUUCUAUGAUUCCUUCAACAAUAAUUCCACAGAAUAAUCUAUCAACCAAUUCGAAUAUUUUCAAUUUUGAAAAUUUAGAUAAAAUUUCAAAAUGA
This is a messenger RNA of Schistosoma bovis, 1620 nucleotides long. NCBI's taxonomy places the organism in Eukaryota, Metazoa, Platyhelminthes, Trematoda, Strigeidida, Schistosomatidae. The record is from the annotation of a GenBank genome assembly.